Messenger RNA from Melanotaenia boesemani (Boeseman's rainbowfish), 1061 nucleotides. RefSeq names its product histone H4. The record is from RefSeq and is a predicted model, not a curated record. The coding region runs from base 665 to 976 and encodes 103 amino acids. Gene Ontology annotation, biological process: nucleosome assembly. Gene Ontology annotation, cellular component: nucleosome. Gene Ontology annotation, molecular function: DNA binding; protein heterodimerization activity; structural constituent of chromatin. The transcript has a single exon. Lineage: Eukaryota; Metazoa; Chordata; Actinopteri; Atheriniformes; Melanotaeniidae.
UACGACUGCGGAGCACCAGCAUAUUUACAUAAAGACAAACACACCCGCCAUGUUGUUUGCCAGUGUGCUGAAUGUCUCGGCCAAGAUAAAGUGGUGGGAUGAAGCCAUCAAUGAGCAGCUUGCCAUUGGUGUCUUUCUGGUUUAACCACCUUUAGAUAAAUGCUAGAAUAUAUGAUGAGGAUGGAAAAGUGAUUAAAGCCAUACCAUGCACGAGCAUCCUCAGUACACAAUUGAUCAUGGAUAAUAUCAUUGUUGGCUUUUACAAAAUGUACCUUACUUUUAAAAAUACAUCACCACUUUAGUUGUAGUAAUCACUAUUUUUAUAAAAACUCUAGACCUUGAUUUUAUUUUGUUUUUCAAUGUCUCAUAUAUGCUAUCCUUUUUCCAGUUUGUGCGUCUGCCUGGCCCACCAUCAAUAAUUAUAUAGAUCCACCCCUGCUGUUUGUGGAGAAGUCAGAUUAAAAAGGUGAACAUAAAAGGAAAGAAAUAAAUCAGAUCCCAUUACAGAGCAAAAGAUGGAGCUGCUGAAUAAAAAAAACAAAGAAGAUGGCUCUGGUGGUGAUGACUGCCCCGCCUAUGUCUUCUUUCACGUCCUCAGAUACAUAAUAAAAGCGAUUGUUCCAUCGAUAAGUUCACACGUACUUUUGUGCUUGUAAGAAGAAACAUGAGCGGACGAGGCAAAGGAGGUAAAGGACUCGGUAAAGGAGGCGCCAAGCGUCACCGUAAAGUUCUCCGUGAUAACAUCCAGGGAAUCACCAAACCCGCCAUCCGCCGUCUGGCUCGCCGUGGCGGUGUGAAGCGUAUUUCUGGCUUGAUCUACGAGGAGACUCGUGGUGUGCUGAAGGUCUUUCUGGAGAAUGUGAUUCGUGAUGCCGUCACCUACACCGAGCACGCUAAGCGGAAGACCGUGACCGCUAUGGAUGUGGUUUAUGCUCUAAAGAGGCAGGGCCGCACUCUGUACGGCUUCGGAGGUUAAACAACGACUUGUACAUCCAACUACCAAGGCCCUUUUAAGGGCCACCCAACUCCAUAUUAUGAGCAAAGUUCGCUGUACCUCCCAC